Eurytemora carolleeae is the source of this 2961-nucleotide messenger RNA. RefSeq names its product zinc finger protein ZFAT. The transcript is spliced from 4 exons. The coding region runs from base 1177 to 1674 and encodes 165 amino acids. Gene Ontology annotation, biological process: regulation of transcription by RNA polymerase II. Lineage: Eukaryota; Metazoa; Arthropoda; Copepoda; Calanoida; Temoridae. Gene Ontology annotation, cellular component: nucleus. The record is from RefSeq and is a predicted model, not a curated record. Gene Ontology annotation, molecular function: DNA-binding transcription factor activity, RNA polymerase II-specific; RNA polymerase II transcription regulatory region sequence-specific DNA binding.
CAGAAUUUUCUGGUUAUCACAGUAAAAUUGAUUAAACACGUAAUAAAAAGGAUUUAUUAAAUCAUUAGUAAGCGCUUAAAAAGGAAUAGAUAAUCACUAUCAUUACUACCUUUGAUUAGAUAUGUAAAAAUGAAUUAUACUAUGAUAUAAUUUAUAUUGAACUUUAACAAGUUUAAAGUAUCAUAGGUCUGUAAAUUCUCAAAAUUAAAUAUAUCUAGUCAAAUAAUGUAUUCUGUGGCAAAUAUUUGAUUCUUUCACGUUGUUUCAACUACAGGGUUACCCACAAAGGAUAAGACUUAAAGACGACCUGAAUCGCUUGAAAUAUGAAGAUUCCAAAAAUACAGAAACCCCUCGAAAAUUUUACAGAAAAGUCUCCAAAAAAGUAAAAACCUCAACUAAAUAGAGUUUUAAAAGUACGGAAACCCCUCAAAAAUUUUGCGUAAACGCCUUAAAGAAAAAGAGCUAACACCUCAACUAAAUAGAGUUUAAAAAUAUAUAGAAACGCCUAAAAUAUUUUGCGGAAACACCUCAAAAAUAUUGUGAAAUCCCUAAAAAAUACUGGGAAAUCCCUUAAAAAUAUUUGUCGGCUAAAAAUAUUUUAGGAAAUGCCUCAAAAUAAAGAGGGCACCCCACAAAAACUGGGUUUUGAGGGAUUUCCAUAUUUCUCACAGAAAUCGCGGAAACAACUCCAAAAAACUUCUUUUGAGGGGUUUACGCUUUGUAAGAAUUCUUCACCGACAGGAAUUAAUGCAGUAAUAAUCUGUGUUUGUCUAUUUGUUCAUAUGUCCAAUUAUCUACUUACAUAAAAUAGUAAUAUCUGUUUGUUUGUUUGUAUGUUCGAUCAGAACCCAUAAAAUUCUUGACCGAUUUGCCUCAAGUUUUGAUUCGGGAACUUGUUAGAGCUACGAAAAUGUUCUCAGUGUAUAGGAAAACUUAGAUUUCUGAGAAAUGCUGGGUUCCUAAGCUAGUAAUUCAUGAUCUUCUUUAAAAAACUUUGAUGGCCCAAUACAAUUCUCAUUUAAAUAAUUUUUAUCAAGUCUCAAUUACAAAUUCUUAACAUUGUAGAAAAUUGGGUGUUUUUAUUUGUUUUGAAACCUUAAAUAAUAUUCUCCAACUUCAUUGAGAAUUUUCACAAGUUUUAUCCCCAUUACAACUAAUUACAAUAUUCCAGAGAAUAUGGCCGAAAACCAGAGAAAGAAAAUAAAAAUGGAAAAUAUUGAUAUCAUAGAUGCAAUCCUUCUUCCCUCUACUCUAGAGGAAACAUGUGCUGUUUAUAUAAAGGAAGAAGAUGUAAAGGUUGAGAUAAGUGAACCAUAUCAAGAGGACACAUGUACUGUAUAUGUAAAAGAAGAAGAAAUCAAGGAGGAAGAGAUUAAAGAAGAAAAUAUUUGUAUCAAGGAUGAAGUACCCUCCCCUUCUACUGAAGAGGAUACAUGUACUGUAUAUGUAAAGGAAGAAGAUGUUAAGAUGGAAAAUACUGAGAUUACAGAUGAAAUAGUUCUCAAUGAAGAGGAUCCUCUGCUGGUUGGAUCAAAGAUAACCAAGAAGAGGAAACUAGAAGGAGUAAUAUAUUCUUGUGAUAAAUGCGACUAUACUGCAACUUGCAGAGGGACUUUAAGCGUAAUAAUGCAAAGAUGGCAAGAAGACAGGUGGAAAGUAAACAUGAUGGAGUAAGAUAUCCCUGUAAUAAUUGUAGAAUGCUGCAUCUUCUACCAGUAUUCUGAAAAGGCAUAUGAAGAGUAUACAGGGUGUCAAAAAAAACGGGGAAUAAGGGUCAACAGACUCGUUUGAAAUCGGAUUUUAAAGAUUGAGACCAUUUUUAAAAUCUAUUUACAAUAUUUCCGAUUCAAAAAGCCCUAUUUAAGGCUUGUAGACCUAAACAAAUUGUAUAGGCUCCAAAAGUUUCCAACUGGAGUGAGUAAAUUUGGUUCAAAUAAAGAUAAUCUCCAUUUGCACAUACGGGUCUAUGCAGACUUGUUUGUAAUCGGAUUUUCAAAUUGUAAACCAUUUUUGAUAUCUACACACAAUGUUUGAUUCAAUGAGCUCAAUUAAUUGUACUGUAAUAAACUGUAACCUUACAUUAAAUAUAAAAUAGUGCAAACUGAGAUUAUCUUUUACUUUUUACUUCGCUCCAGUUGGAAACUUGAGGAGCUUAUAAAAUUGUUGUUUGUAUGUCUACAAGCCUAAAAUUGGACUCAAUGAUUUGGGUAUUGUACGUAGAUAUCAAAAAUGAUCUCAAUCUUGAAAAUCCCGUUUACAAGCAAGUCUGUAGACCCUUAUACAAAAUUGUGCAAACGGAGAUUAUCUUUUUUUUUACCAAAUUUACUCACUCCGAUUGAAAACUUUAGUAGCCUAAUAUUUAAGAUGCUGGUAAUAAGGCAUAAAGAAAUAAUCGAUAAUCAAUCAAUCAAUCAAUCAAUUUAGUAGCCUAUAAAACUGUUGCUUUUAGAUCUACAAACUCAAAAUUGAGCUUUUUGAAUUGGAAAUUGUAAAUAGAUUUUAAAAUGGGCUCAAUCCUUAAAAUACGAUUAUAAACGAGUCUUAUUUUCCAAAAUGGGCUCAAUCCUUAAAAUACGAGUACAAACGACCUUUAUUUCCCGAUUUUUCGAGACACUCUGUAGCUUAAAAAGAUUAACGAACUGAAAUAGUCUUGUAAUAAAUGUGAGUUUACUUUGAUAACAGUAACAAACAAUCUUAGAAAAUACACAUUGAAAGUAAACACGAAGAAGUGAAACAUUCUUGCAAUAAUUGUAAAUACGUUGAAAUUUCAAUAAAAAGACUUAGGAUACUUAUUAGGAGUAAACAUAUAGGAGUAAGUUUCACAUCAAAAUUUGACGAUUUGUCUACCUCAUUAUGUCUUUUUGGGGACAAACAAACCUAUCUUAUGAAAAAAAGUGUUUUCGUCAAAGUCAUAAUCUUCUGAAAUAAUAUAUCAAUAAUAAUAACUAAUGAAAUUUUUCA